AUGAAGUACCCGACGUUGUUAAACACACAAGGGUUUCUAGGAGAAUGCCACACGCCGACGAGUUCUAGCUCGACGACCAACUCGUCAUCAUCGGUAUUGAAAUACCGAGUCAAUUAUAAUGGAUUGAUACAAGAAACGUUAGACCUGUAUCCCGAUGGAGGCAUUGGCGACAUAGUCAACGAGUUGUACAAGUACGAAGAAAAUCAACAAGACGGGAAGUUGAUGAUUAACGGGUAUUGUAUUAUUAAAUCGAUUGGAAGUGGACAAUUCGGUAAAGUUUACAAGGCGAAACGCGACGGACAACAGUUGACCAAAUACGAUUGUAAAUAUGUUGCAAUCAAGAAUAUUUCCAAAAGACCCUACACUCAACAAUAUUCCAUGAAUCAAGUGAUGAGACAGAUCAAUAAAUGGAAAAGUCAUGGCAUCCAUGGCCAUAUCGGAGCAGACGAAGCCAUCAUGGUGAUGAACUUGGAAAAAUGCAAGGGGGAGAUAUUCUUGAUGCGUCUUUUACGAGGGAACCGAUAUGUGGUUAAUAUCUUGGAAGUGAUUGAUUCAACUGACUUUAAGAAUAUAUUGAUAGUCAGUGAAUAUUGUAAUUUAGGAGAAUUACAAUGGAAACGCGAGGCGACAGCCGAGAGCGAAAAUGAGGGGAAGCAGAAUGACACGAGAAUGCUACCACAAUGGACCCGAUUUAUGAAAAGACGAGGCAGCCGCAAGGAAGGAGAAGAAGCCACGUGCUCGAUGUUCUACUCGCACGUGUUUAGCGAUUUGGUCCAUGGAUUGGCGUAUUUGAAAAUGAAAGGAUGUGUCCAUAGAGAUAUCAAGCCGUCGAAUGUGCUGUUGGAUUCUCGUAGUGGGAAUUGCAAAUUAUCGGAUUUCGGGUGUAGUGUGGUAACUCCGGCGGUGCUGGAAUCCCGUCUCCGGGUGAAUUCGGGCACUGAAAUCGGGGCGCUUUUUGCCGCCGAGGUCCGGCGGAUAGUGGGGACACCCGCGUUUAUAGCGCCUGAGUUGUGUUAUGAUCAUGUCCAAGGCUAUGAAGAGGCGAAUGACGGUGAGGCAGAGGAGGAGGGGGAGAUGGAUGCGUACAAGUUGGAUGUGUGGUCUACCGGUGUUACGAUGUAUUGUCUGUUGUACAACAGACUGCCGUUUAUGGGAGAGAACGAGUUUGAAACGUACGAGAAAAUUGUGCGAGAACCGUUAAAGUACGGCGAACGAAGGGACAAUGGAGAGUUGAAUGAGUUGCUUGUGAGACGUAUUCUUGUCAAGAAGCCGUGUGAAAGGGCAGGUGUUGAAGAACUUGUUGAAUGGGUGAAGGCUCGGGAACAGUAUGAGCUGGGUGGUGGUGGUGCACAGGAAGCCGAGCCGCCCAGACCCGUGCACCACGCCCACUUUGACAAAAGAGCAUCGUCCAGUCCAGAUGGCCGUGGAGGAGAUGCACCUCGAUACCACGACCCCGUCUCACAAUGGAGUUCAGCGGCUAUUCGCAAACUCCGGAAGCUGACGAUUGUCAAGAAGAAAGGGCCGGUGAAAGGGCCGGUGAAAGCGCCCGUGAAAGCGCCCGUGAAACCCACUACCCAGGCCACGCCAAAACCGUCACGCCCGCCAUCACGCCAGCCUUCUUCGCAAACCGCCCUGCCAAACUCGCCGCCGCCUCCGCCGGAGUCAGCGCUGUCCCCGCCGGAGUCAAUUGUCUUGUCUCGCAUUUCGUCUCGCAUCUCGUCUCGCAUCUCGUCCCGUCUUUCGUCUCACAGCUCGUUACUAUCCCGAUCAUCGGAUGAGCCAGUACAAGUACUGGACUUUCUUGACCACACGUGUCCAGCCACAGAGAUCGCCCCGGAGAUCCCCCCGGAGAUCGCCCCGGAAUGCCCCACACACAGUGUGGAGACUCCUCCGCAGUCUUCUGGGCGCCCCUCGUUGCCCCCUCUGCCCGCUCCACCCGCGGAACCACUGCCGCAAACAUUACAACCAUCACUCGACACGAUGGCAAACAUCCACGAAUAUCUUCGGUAUUCGGAACAAUCGCCAUCGCCAUCGCCAUCGCCAUAA
Molecule: messenger RNA, 2046 nt
Organism: Henningerozyma blattae CBS 6284
Lineage: Eukaryota; Fungi; Ascomycota; Saccharomycetes; Saccharomycetales; Saccharomycetaceae
Gene: ELM1
Product: serine/threonine protein kinase ELM1
Exons: 1
Coding region: 1-2046 (681 amino acids)
Biological process (GO): protein phosphorylation
Molecular function (GO): protein kinase activity; ATP binding
Source: RefSeq, a predicted model, not a curated record